Messenger RNA from Macadamia integrifolia, 722 nucleotides. Its product is annotated as sm-like protein LSM7. Lineage: Eukaryota; Viridiplantae; Streptophyta; Magnoliopsida; Proteales; Proteaceae. Gene Ontology annotation, molecular function: RNA binding. The record is from RefSeq and is a predicted model, not a curated record. Gene Ontology annotation, biological process: mRNA splicing, via spliceosome; nuclear-transcribed mRNA catabolic process. The coding region runs from base 258 to 557 and encodes 99 amino acids. The transcript has 6 exons. Gene Ontology annotation, cellular component: U6 snRNP; spliceosomal tri-snRNP complex; U2-type prespliceosome.
AUUUCCAUAUGUUCUUCAUCUGUUCUUAAAGUCCGGCAGAAAGCUCAGUUUGGUUUCUACACUUGCAUCCCUUUGAAGCAUUUAGGGUUUUAGGAUUUCUUAGCCAAAGAAUACUGGAAUUUCGUUUCUAUUAUUGUUCUUGGUGCUGGCGUUGACACUGCGGUAGUAUUAUUUUGCUUCACGAUUACCUACCCUUUACUAGUUUCCCCUCUGAAGGAUCAAAAGGCACCUCCGAGGUUCAGAGACAAACUAAUAACAUGUCAGGCCGCAAAGAAACUGUACUUGAUCUAGCAAAGUUUGUUGACAAGGGAGUCCAAGUCAAGCUAACUGGUGGAAGACAAGUGACAGGGACUCUGAAGGGAUAUGACCAGUUACUAAACCUUGUGCUGGAUGAAGCUAUAGAAUACAUAAGAGAUCCAGAUGAUCCAUUGAAGACUACCGAUCAGCACCGGCGUCUUGGACUAAUAGUUUGUAGGGGGACUGCAGUGAUGCUCGUAUCCCCAACUGAUGGCACAGAUGAGAUUGCCAACCCUUUUAUCCAGCCAGAUGGAGCUUAGGUUAAUCUUUAUUCAUCCUCAAAUUAACAUCUGUGAUAUAUAAAUCAUGUUUGUUCAUGAGUUGGGGACAUGGGAAGGGGAGAGGGGGAUAAUACUAAAUUUUAAUGCUGUGAAAACUAAUUAAAUCUGAAAUGAAAUGAUAUUGGCAUUCAGCAUUUUAUUUUA